This is a messenger RNA of Salvelinus fontinalis (brook trout), 18758 nucleotides long. Its product is annotated as dystonin-like. The transcript has 100 exons. The coding region runs from base 177 to 17885 and encodes 5902 amino acids. Gene Ontology annotation, molecular function: structural molecule activity; calcium ion binding; microtubule binding. Lineage: Eukaryota; Metazoa; Chordata; Actinopteri; Salmoniformes; Salmonidae. Gene Ontology annotation, biological process: wound healing; intermediate filament cytoskeleton organization; cytoplasmic microtubule organization. Gene Ontology annotation, cellular component: membrane; focal adhesion; cytoplasm. The record is from RefSeq and is a predicted model, not a curated record.
AUUAUUGAAAUCAAUAGAACUGGAGGAUAGUCUGUAGUCUAGCCUAUGUUUCGGGCUGCAAUGAGACGUUCACUAUAUCCUGUCAAUAAUAUUACCUUCGCUUUCAGUAUAUAGGACAGCAAGCCCAGAGCCGGUUGUCUGUGCGCAGGAGGCGCUGCCCUACAUCGCGUUUUAUAAUGAUUGCUGCAGCGUUUUUGGUCUUAUUGAGACCGUAUAGUAUUCAAGUUGUUUUGCUAUUAUUGCUGCUGUUGCUUGGAACUAUUGCAACAAUUCUUUUUUUCUGUUGCUGGCAUCGGAGGCUUCGUAACGGGAAACAUCCCAUAAAAUCUGUGCUUUCAGGGCGCUCAAGGAGUCGCGAAGCUGGUCUCCGGACGCAUCAUUUUCGAUCAGAGGGUUUCAGGCACAGUCCGCGCCAUGCCAGGAGGGCACGCGCUCGAGUGGCAGAGGAAAAGCCUCUUGUCGAAAUUCCCCAGAGUGAUCAUCAGAGUGACUCGUCCACAACUGUGAGGAAACGAAAAGUGAAGAAAAGAGUCCUUCCAGACUUCUAUCACUCAGUACAAGUCACCCCAACACGCAAACCCAGCUCCGGUUCUGGCAACGCUUCCCUUCACUGUUCCAUGUCUUCAUCGGCGGAUUUCUCGGACGAAGAUGAUUAUAGUCUUAAAUCUGGGUCAGUCUCACCGGCACCGGGGGACACUUUACCCUGGAACCUACCAAGACACCAGCGACAUAAGCGACAAAUUCAGGGAGGAUCCGUUUUGGAUCCAGCAGAGAGAGCUGUGCUCAGGAUUGCAGAUGAAAGAGACAGAGUGCAGAAAAAGACUUUUACAAAAUGGAUAAACCAACAUCUCCUGAAGGUCCGGAAGCAUGUUAAUGACCUGUAUGAAGACCUACGAGAUGGACAUAACCUGAUCUCACUGCUGGAGGUCCUGACUGGCCAGUCAUUGCCAAGGGAGCGUGAUUUCCUCAAGACGUUGCGGUUGGUGAGUUCGGCAGAAGCAUGUGCGGUUGAGCAGCAUGGACAUGAGCAGGAUGAUGAUAAGGGGCCUCGGGAGAAAGGGAGGAUGCGAUUCCACAGACUCCAGAAUGUACAGAUAGCACUGGACUUCUUAAAGAGGCGGCAGGUCAAGCUGGUUAACAUCAGGAAUGAUGACAUCACAGACGGGAAUCCCAAAUUGACGCUGGGAUUGAUAUGGACCAUAAUUCUGCACUUUCAGAUCUCGGAGAUCCAUGUCUGCGGGGAGUCGGAGGACAUGACAGCCAAGGAGCGUCUGCUGAUGUGGUCCCAGCAGAUGACCGAGGGCUACGUGGGCGUACGCUGUAACAACUUCACCACCUCCUGGAGGGACGGGAGGCUUUUCAACGCCAUCAUUCACAAAUACAGGCCUGACCUGGUGGAUAUGGCCAGAGUGUCGGCCCAGACUAGCCGGUCAAACUUAGAACAGGCCUUUGGUGUGGCUGAACGGCUUGGGGUGGCCAGACUACUGGACCCUGAGGACGUGGAUGUGCAGACUCCUGAUGAGAAGUCAGUCAUCACAUACGUCUCCACUCUGUAUGAUGUCUUCCCUAAAGUACCUGAUGGUGUUGACGGUAUCAAUGCAAAUGAUGUUGAUAUAAAAUGGGUAGAGUACCAGAACAUGGUGAAUUACCUGAGCCAGUGGCUCAAACACAAUGUGGCAGUGAUGUCAGACAGAGCGUUCCCUAACAACCCAGUGGAACUCAAGGCACUUUAUACACAGUACUUGCAGUUUAAAGAGAAUGAAAUCCCCCUGAAAGAAACCGAGAAGAGCAAAAUCAAGCAUCUUUACAAAAUGCUUGAGGUGUGGAUGGAGUUUGGUCGUAUCCAGCUUCCUCAGGGAUAUCACCCCAACGAUGUGGAGAAGGAAUGGGGCAAGCUGAUCGUGGCCAUGCUGGAGAGAGAGAAGAGCCUGAGGCCUGAGGUGGAUAGGCUUGAAAUGUUGCAGCAGAUUGCCAACAGGGUCCAGCGGGACUGUGUCAAUGGAGAGGACAAACUAGCAUUAGCAAGAGCAGCUCUGCAAUCUGAUGCUAAGAGGCUAGAGUCUGGGGUCCAGUUCCAGAACGAGGCAGAGACCGCUGGGCACCUUCUGGAAUGUGAAAACCUGCUGAGACAGCAGGUGGUAGAUAUCCAGAUUCUACUGGAUGGGAAGUACUACUACUCUGAUCAGCUUGUUCAAAGGGUAUCCAAGCUCCGUGACGACCUGCUGGGCCUGAGGGCAGAGUGUUCCUCUGUGUACAGACAAGGACGCACCCUAACCACCCAACAGACCACGAUGAUGAUCUCAGGCAUCAGUCAGAGUCUCAACUCAGGCUUCUCCUCCUCCAACCUCAACUCCAGCCUCACCCCUGGAGGCCUGGGAACCCCUGGUUCCACCUUCACCUCCAUCCUUACCCCGGGCCUCACCCCUGCCCUGAGUCCCGCCAUGACCCACGGCGGCAUGCAGCCCGGCUUGGUGCAGGCCUACAUGGGGGGCGGAGGAGUGGGUAUGGCCCCGGGAGACCUCCAGCACCUCAAACAAAUGCAGAUCCGCAAGCCCCUGUGCAAGUCCUUGCUAGUGGACCCCAACAUGACCGAGGAUGAGGUCAACAUAAACUUUGUGCAAGACCUGAUCAACUGGGUGGAGGAGAUGCAGGUGCAAUUGGAUCGCGGGGAUUGGGGAUCUGAUUUGCCAAGUGUGGAAACACAUUUAGAGAACCACAAAGGGGUUCACAGAGCCAUCGAAGACUUUCAAAUGAGCCUUAAAGAAGCCAAACUUAGUGAGAUUCAGAUGACCCAAAAUCUAAGUUAUUCUGAGAAACUGGGAAAAUUGGAAACCCAGUAUGGGAAGUUACUGAACUGUUCGCGGGAGCGUCAGAAGAACCUGGAGAGCCUCCAUGACUUUGUUUCGCGGGCCACCAUGGAACUCAUCUGGCUCAAUGAGAAAGAGGAGGAGGAGGUCGCUUUCGACUGGAGCGAUCUCAACGGCAACAUCUCUAAGAAGAGACAGUACCACUCUGAUCUGAUGAGAGAGUUGGAUGAAAAGGAGGAGGUGAUCAAGUCUGUACAGGACAGGGCAGAGAACCUUCUGCAGGAGAACCACCCUGCUAGGUUAACUAUUGAAGCAUACAAAGCAGCCAUGCAGACCCAGUGGAGUUGGAUCCUACAGCUAUGCUCUUGUGUGGAGCAGCACCUCAAAGACAACACAGUCUAUUUUGAGUUUUUCAAUAAUGCCAAAGAGUCAAUGGAUUACCUGAAGAGCCUGCAAGGUGACAUCCAAAGAAAGUAUUGCUGUGAUCGGACAAGCAGUGUACACAAGCUGGAAGAUCACAUCCAGGAGUCCAUGGAUGAGAAGGAGCAGCUCCUCCAGUACCGCAGCACAGUGGCUGGGUUGGUGGGCAAAGCCAAGGCCAUCGUCCAGCUCAAGCCUAGGAACCCAGAUACCCCUGUCAGAUCCUCCAUACCCGUCAAAGCCAUCUGUGACUACCGACAAAUAGAGAUCACCAUCUAUAAGGAUGAUGAGUGUGUCCUGGCCAGUAACUCUCACCGGGCCAAGUGGAAGGUGAUCAGUCCAUCUGGGAACGAGGCUAUGGUUCCCUCUGUCUGCUUCACCGUGCCUCCACCCAACAAGGAGGCUGUGGACCAGGCCAGCAGAAUUGAGCAGCUGUACCAGAAUGUCCUGACUCUGUGGCACCACUCCCACAUAAAAAUGAAGAGCGUGGUCUCCUGGCACUACCUGAUGGCAGACGUCAGAGCCAUCCGUGACUGGAACGUGUCCUCAAUUAAGACCAUGUUGCCAGGCGAGCACCAGCAGGUCCUUAGCAACCUGCAAUCCCACUUUGAGGACUUCCUGGAGGACAGCAAGGAGUCGGAGGUGUUCACUGUGGCAGACUGUUCCCAGCUAGAAAGGGAGGUGCUGGCCUGCAAGGACUACUACGAGGAGCUGCUCAAGUCUGCAGAGAGAGAGGAACACGAGGAGUCUGUGUACAACCUGUAUAUCUCUGAGGUGCGUAACUUCCGCAUGCGUCUGGAGGCUCAGGAGGAGCACCUGAUCCGACAGAUCCGCACCCCUCUGGACAGAGACGACCUGGAGCAGAGUGUCCUGCGCAUCACAGAGCAAGAGAAGAAGAAGGCAGAGCUGGAUCAGCUGAAGGACGAUCUGGAGACCAUGAAGGAGAAGUGUGAGACGUUCUUCAGACAGGCCGGGGCCUCUCCCGCUGUCCCCACCCUCUCCUCUGACCUCAAUGUCCUCAUCCAGAGCAUGAGCCAAGUCUACUCCAUGUCCGCCAUCUACCUAGAGAAGCUGAAGACAGUGAGCUUGGUGGUGAGGCACAGCCAAAGUGCGGAGGCUCUAGUGAAGCUCUAUGAGGCCAAACUCUCUGAGGAAGACGCCGUGAACUCUGACCUGAAAUCCAUCGACACAGUCGUCAGCACACUCAAGCAAUGGCGCUCAGAGAUCGACGAACAGAGGGAGAUCUUCCAUGACCUGGAGGAUGGGCUACAGAAGGCCCGUGUUAUCAGUGAACGCAUGUUCAAGGCCCACAACGAGCGGGACUUUGACCUGGACUGGCACAAGGAGAAGGCUGACCAGCUAGAAGAAAGGUGGAACAACGUCCACUCCCAGAUUGAGAGCAGACUUCGGGACCUGGAGGGCAUCAGUAAAUCACUGAAGUACUACAAAGACUCCUACGGCAGUCUGGAUGAGUGGGUCAGAGAGAUGGAGGCUGCUCAGCUCAAGACCCAAGAGAAGCAGCCAGAGGACAGCAAAGCGCUCGCUGAGCUGGUAAACCAACAGAAGGUCCUCGUUGCAGAAAUGGAACAAAAGCAGAGCAGAAUUGAUGAAUGCCAAAAGUACUCAGAGCAGUACUCAUCUAGUGCUAAAGAUUAUGAGCUACAGCUGUUGACCUACAGAGCCAUGGUUGACUCCCAGCACAAGUCCCCGCUCAAGAGACGGAGGAUGCAGAACUCGGCUGAUGCCAUCAUCCAGGAGUUCAUGGACCUCCGAACUCGCUACACGGCCGUAGUCACCUCCAUGACACAGUAUGUCAAGUUUGCCAGUGAGACAUUGAAGAGAGCAGAAGGCGAAGAGAGAUCUGUUGAUGAGGAGAAGAAAGAGCAUGGUGAUAAAGUAAGCAAGCUAUUGAAUUGGAUGUCCAGUGUGAAACCGGGCGAGAACAAAGAUGGUAAAGCCAGCACAGAGGCCUCUAGUAAGCCUCAGGUUUCAAUGGAAGAGAUGGUAACAAAAAAAGAGAAAAUUGCAGAAGCACUGAGGACUACACAGCUUAUGCUAAGUAAACACAGUGAUAAGAUGACCGAGGAAGAGAAGCAGGAAGCAAAGGAGCAGCUGAAAUCCCUCCAUCAAGCCUACAGUGAUCUCGCCCAGCAUUGUUCUGAUCAGACACCAUCUGCCGAGCAGGCCCAGUUGAAGUCAACAUACCAGGAUCUCCUCAGUACCCUUGAUAGACUAUCAGGCUGUAUUCAUGACAACUCUGAGAUGGCCGCCAACCUCGACAUCCUGAACACAUCUGACGUGGACACAGUGAAAGACAUGAUCCAAAAGAAUAAGGGCAUGGAGACUAAUCUGUCAGGGACCCACAGACAUCUGGAGGACGCUGCAUUUGACAUCCAGUACUUUAUCUCAGAGCAUGCCCAGUUCCUGAGUCCGGCCCAGAGCAGGCACCUCCUCAAGUCUCUCAGCGCCACCCAGAGGGCGUUUAAGGAACAGACGGAGAUGGUGGCCAAACAGAGACGCACCCUGGAACGCCACCUGGAGAUCAGAGAGGACGAGAGUCAGCAGAAGUGCAUGGAGGAGAAACAGAAGGUGUUCUCAGACAAGCUGCAGGAGCUGUGUGACAACCUGACCAAUACAGAGAACCGUCUGAUAGGCCAUCAGCAGCAGACCAAGGGUGCAGCGAGUGUGGAAGACCUGCAGCAUGUGCAGCAAGAGCAUCAGGCCUUGCAGAAAGACAUCUUGACCAAUGGCAGUGCCUUGAAUGAGGUCAUCAGUAGCACCAAGAAGUUCCUGGAUGAGAAUCGGUCUACGCUGACCCCAGAUCAGAUCAUUGCCAUCGAGAGCAAGCUGGAGGACGCCGAGAGCAAGGUCAAACUUAUCAACCAACGGGCAGAGGAGUCGAGGAAAGACCUGGAGAAGUCUGUGACCACUGCUAUUAAACAGGAGACUGAGAAGGAGGCUGCUGUUGAGCAGCUUGAGGAGAGCAAGAACAAGAUUGAGGGUUUGCUGGACUGGAUCAACAACAUGGGGAAUGAGAAAGAGAUGGGGGGCGAACAGACAGACCAUAUGGGCAUACAGAACGGGAACAUGCCGUUACAUUCGGAGACCUCGGCCAAGAACAUUCUGGGUGAGGAUGAUGACCCCAAUGGAAACAAUGGAAACGCUUUCCAGACUACAGACAACGACACUGAAGGACAGGCCACAGGGAAGACCCCCGAACUGGACCUGGAAAAGCAGUAUGACAGAGUCAAGGCUCGUCACCAGGAGAUCUUGUCCCAGCAACAGGAGCUGAUCAUGGCCACCCAGUCAGCCCAGGCUCUGCUGGACCACCAGGCCCAUGCCUUGUCGCCCACGGAUAAGGACAAGCUCCAGAGGGACAUUCAGGAGCUGAAAGGACGGUACAACUCUUCCCUUACCCAGGCAGAACAGCAGAUGAAGCAGGUGGUCCAAGUUCAGGAGGAGCUGAAGAAGUUCCAGGGAGACUGUGAGGAGUUUGAGGGCUGGCUGCAGCAGGCCGAGGGGGAGGUGGAGGAGCUGGGAGCCCCUGCUGGAGCUCUCAACGACCUCACAGAGAAGCUCCAGAGACAGAAGAGCUUCUCUGAGGACGUCAUCUCCCACAAGGGAGACCUGCGGUUCAUCACCAUCUCAGGACAGAAGGUGUUGGACGUGGCGAAGGCCUGCGGACGCAUGGACCCUGGUGGGAAAGAUGCCCAGCUGGAGGUGGAUACCACUGCAACCUGUGCUGCUGUGAAGGAGAAGCUGGACUCAGCUGCUGGUCGCUUCAAAGCCCUACACUCUCAGUGCAAUGAUCUUGGCAACAAUCUCAGAGACGUGGUGGACAAGUACAAGAAGUAUGAGGACUCGGCUGCUGGUCUCCUGAAGUGGCUCAACAACUCAGAGGAGGACGCCAGAAGGCAGCAGUCUGAGGCCAUCGCUGCCGACCCUCAAACCCUACAGAAACAGCUGGAGGACACCAAGGGUCUGCAGGGUCAGACUACUGGUCGUCAGACUGCUGUGGAGACACUCCGCAAAACAGCUGACUCUCUGGUCACCGCCCAGGGGGACCUGUUGACCAAUCAGGACCAUAUCCAUGAAACAGUAGAUGAUAUUGUGGAGAGGUAUGACAACCUGUCUAAGUCAGUGAGUGAUCGUAAUGAGAAGCUUCAGAUCACCCUGACCCGCUCCCUGAGUGUCCAGGAUGGCCUGGAUGAGAUGAUGAGAUGGAUGGAGGGAGUAGAGGAGAGUGUGAAGGAGAAAGGACAAGUCCCUCUGGAUUCAGCAGCCAUUGGAGAUGUGCUCAGCAAAGAGGCAGCUCUGGAGCAGGAUAUUUCCAGUCGCCAGAGCAGCAUCUCUGCCAUGAAGGCCAAGGUUAAGAAGUUUGUGGAGACAGCUGACCCCGCUGCAGCGGCUCUGCUGCAGUCCAAAAUGGACGCCCUGUCUCAGCGCUUCUCUGACGCCUGUGACAAGCACAAACACAAGCAGGGCCAGCUGGAGCAGCUGAAGGACAAGGUGGAGGAGUUUGAGAAGACAACGGAGAAGGUGCAGCAGUUUGUGCUCAAGCGCUCUCAGGUCCUCUCUGAAACAGACGGACCAGGGAAAAACGUCAACGAGCUCUCGCAGCUCAUGCAGGAUACUAACACUGAGUUGGCUGAACAUGCCAAGGAUGUGGAAAUGCUGCAGAUGCUGUCAAAUGAACUGGCCAAUAUGGGUCCAGAGGGAAGCAAGGCCCAGAUUCAGCGCAAGAUGGACAAGCUCUCCAACACCUUCAAUGCCUUCAAAAACACUGUGAAGGAGAAAGAGGAGGAGGUGUCUUCCUGCCAGGACCAGCUGGGAGACUUCAGGGCUGCAGCCGGAGCUCUCAGGACGUGGCUGGAGGAGACGACAGAGAAAGUCCCUGUGGUUCAGCCAACCAGCAGUGAACAGAGUCUAGCAAAGGACCUGAAGAGAGUCAAUGCUCUAAUGGAGGAAUGGACAACCAAAGGCUCUGCUGUCCAAGAUAUAAAUAGCAAAGGAUCUGCACUAUGUAGCCUCAUCAGUGUUCUCACAUCUCCAGCCAAGACCAAGAUGUCACAUAAGUCAGCUGUUACUAACAGUGGUGGCCCCGGAAACCAUGCCUACCUAACCAAUAAAGAGCUGAUGGUGGUACAGCAAAACAUGUCGUAUAUCAACGAGGGCCACGAGAGUCUGGGAGAAGUGCUGAAGGGCCGGGCUACAGAGCUGUCUGUCCUGGUGCAGGAGGUGACAGAGGCCCAGAAGGAGACAGAUGCCAUGAUAACAUGGCUGCAGGACAUGAAGAAGACAGCAGCUUCCUGGAACUCUGCGUCCACAGAGAAAGACACCAUGAAAACACAACUGGAGCAACAGAAGGCCUUUGAGGAAGACAUGAAACAAAAGCGCGAGCAGCUCCAGAAGCUGAGAGAGAAGCUUCUCCAUCUGAUUGAAAAACACCCAGACUCUCCUGAAGCAGCAAAAUGGAAGCAGAUGCUGUCACAGAUAGAUGCUGCCUGGGCGGAUGUGAGCGGGUCGGUGGAGGACAGGAAGCAGUGUCUGGAGGAGUCCAACAGGAACCUGGACGUGUUCCAGACCACUGAGCCGCAGCUCCGCCAGUGGCUCUCAGAGAAGAAUAUGAUGCUCAGUGUCCUGGGGCCCCUCUCCAUGGACCCCAACAUGCUCAACACACAGAAGCAGCAAGUCCAGAUCCUCCUGAACGAGUUUGACAGCCGUAAGCCACAGUUUGACCAGCUUCACGAGGCUGCUGCUGCUAUCCUGAGCACAUCAGGCAAGCAGGACCCCUCCUCUGGUGGGAAGGUGGUGAAGGACCAACUGGCCGCCGUGACCCAGAAAUGGCAGGGCCUGACUGGGCAGCUGGGCCAGAGAGCCGGCCUCAUCGACCAGGCCGUGGGGAAGUCGAGCGAGUUCCAGGAUCUGCUGAUGAGCCUGAGCCAGAGCGCCGCCUCACUGGAGACCCGGCUCAACAGCCAGCAGGCCCUUAGCAGUCAGCCUGAUGUGGUGAAGAAGCAGCUAGAGGAGGCUAACAACAUCUCUGGCCAGCUGAGGGAGGAGAGGAAGAGGCUAAAAGAGGCUGAGACCCUCUGCUCUGAGCUUUCUGCCCUGGUCACGGAGGACUACCUGAAAGCAGGCCUAGACAGGCAGCUGGAGGGGGUCACCAAGCCUUUCAAACAGUUGGAGGACAAAGCAGGGAAGCGGAUCCAGCAACUGAACUCCGCCUUCGCAAGCUCCCAGCAGUUCCACCAGACCUCCAAAGACUUCCAGGGGUGGAUGAACGAGAAGCUCCAGGAGCAGUCUAAAUCCCAGGCCAUCUCGGCCCAGGUGGAGACCCUCCGGCAGAGCCUGAAAGAACAGAGUGCCCUGCAGAAGGCCCUCAGUGAACACGAGGAACAGUACAGCACCAUCGUCAGGGAGGGAGAGACCCUCCUCCAGAACACUGACGGGGCAGAGAAGGUGGCGAUGCAGGGCCAGCUGGCUACACUGCGUUCCAACUGGGACGAUGUGAAGAAGAGCUCGGCUGAGCGCCAGGAUAAGCUCCAGGGGGCGCUGCAGAGGGUCCAGAAGUAUCACGAGCACGCUGAGAAGCUCCAGUCCUGGGUCCAGGAGUGUGAAGCCAGGGAGGGCAGCGUCAGGCUCAGCGUGGACCCAGCGGAGGUGGAGAGCUCCAUCUCCCAGCUGAAGGCCAUCCAGAAGGACGUCGAUAAACACAGAGGCCUGGUGGAGCAGCUGAACACUGCAGCCGACAGCCUCCUGGAGGUGGCCAACGCAGACACAGAGGCCGUCAGGGAGGAGAAGGCGGCCAUCGGGCAGAGCGUGGACCGGGUCACGGAGGGGGUCCAGAACAAGAGAGAGUCUCUGGAGAAGAUCUCACAGAGGCUGAAAGAGUUCAACGACACCCACAAUGAGGCCAAGGGCCAGCUGGCAGGGGCUAAGAAGCAGCUAGAUGCCCACACAUCACUGGGGGUCCAGGCCUACAGCAACAAGAACCUGACCAACAUGAAAGCCCAGCAGAAGAGCCUGGAUGGAGUCAACACCCAGGUUGAGCACCUGAAGAGCCUUGCCCAGGGCCUGGUGGCUGAUGUCCCCGAGGCAGACGGGGUGACCGACCUCCUACUGCAGGCCGACAGCCUGGAGAAAGAGCACGGCUCCCUCAGCAAGGAUGUAGGGGAGACCUGCUCCACCUUGGAGGGCAAGCUGCAGGGCAUCGGGCAGUUCCAGACCAACAUCCGCGAGAUGUUCACCCGCUUCGCAGACCUAGAUGACGAGCUUGACAGCAUGGCUUCUGUGGGCCGCGACCUGAUCACACUUAAGGAGCAGCAGGGCAGCAUCAAGGGCUUUGUGGAGAAACUGCAGGAGCUGAUGGCCGACACGGCUCGAGGAGGGGACAGCUGUAAGAAGAUGCUGGAGACUGAGGCCUCCCCAGACCUGCUGGGGCUGAAGAGAGACCUGGAUGCUCUGAGUAAGCAGUGUGGCAAGCUGAUAGACAGAGCUAAAGGGAGAGGGGAAGAGGUGGGGAGCACACUCACCCGUCUGGUUGAGCUUUACUCCAAGCUACAGCAGUUCACCAACAAACUGGGCGGGGCUGAGGUCAAGGAGGAAGGUCAAGGGUCACUUGGCAUGGAGACUGAUGUCAUCAACCAACAGCUGGAAGCUUUCAAGGUAUUCCAGAAAGAGGUUGAUCCACUGCAGAGCCAGUUGCAAGACAUUAACUGGCUGGGCCAAGGCUUGAUCCAGAACGCUGACAAAGGCACCAGCACCAAGGGCCUUGAACUUGACCUGGAGGAUGUCAACACACGAUGGAACACUCUCAACAAAAAGAUUGCUGAGCGGUCAGUGCAGCUGCACGAGGCCCUGUUGCAUUGUGGGAGAUUCCAGGAUGCCCUGGAGUCCCUACUCAGCUGGCUGACGGACACAGAGGACCUGGUAUCCAAUCAGAAACCUCCGUCUGCCGAGUUCAAAGUUGUCAAGGCACAGAUCCAGGAGCAGAUACUCCUCCAGAGGCUGCUGGAUGACCGCAGGCCCACGGUGGAGCUGAUUAAGAAGGAGGGAGGGAAGGUUGCGGAGCUGGGAGCAGAGUCCGUGGACAAGGAGAAGGUGGGGAAGGAGAUUGAGUGCCUGGGGCAGAGGUGGGACGCUCUGCUGAAGAAGGCUGAGAACAGGCACAAACAGCUGAAGAGCAUUCUGGUUGUGGCUCAGCAGUUCCAUGAGACACUGGAGCCGCUGUCUGAGUGGCUCUCUGCCACAGAGAAACACUUGGCCAAAGCUGAACCUAUUGGCACACAGACCUCCAAGCUGGAAGAGCAGAUCUCCCAGCACAAGGUAUUAGAGGAGGAGAUAAUGGAUCACAGUAAAGACCUGGUUCAGGCCGUCAACCUGGGUCAAAUGCUGAAGCUAGUCAGCUCAGUGGACGAUAAGGAGCUGGUGCAGUCUAAGCUGGACUCCAGCCAGGCUAGUUAUGUAGAGCUGCAGGAGCGUUGUAGGAGGAAGGCUGAGAUGCUGCAACAGGCUCUGACCAACGCACAGCUCUUUGGAGAAGACGAGGUGGCCCUCAUGAACUGGCUCAACGAAGUGCACACUAGGCUGAGCGAAGUGUCCGUCAAAGACUACAAGACGGACGUGCUGGAAAAGCAGUGUGCAGAACAGCUGGCCCUACAUGAAGACAUUGAGUUGAGGAAGCAGAACGUUGAUCAAGCCAUUUCUAAUGGAUUGGAACUGCUGAAACAAACAACAGGUGAUGAGGUGGUUGUCAUCCAAGGCAAGUUGGACGGGAUAAAGAUGAGAUACGCUGAGAUCAACUCCAUGAGUGAUAACGUGUCUAAGACCCUGGACCAGGCCCUAACCCUGGCCUCUAAGCUUCAGCACACACAUGAAGACCUCAGCUCCUGGCUGAAGAAUGUCGAGGCUGAGCUCACCGCCUUCACUGCUCAAGCGCCUGUAGGAGAGCAGCUCGUUCAGGCACAAGACAGGCAGAAGGCAUUGCUGAAAGAGGCCAGGGAUCACAAGCCCCAGGUGGACAAACUCAACGAGGUGAGCAGCUCUCUGCUGGAGCUGGUCCCUUGGAGGGCUCGGGAGGGCCUGGACAAGAUAGUGACAGAGGACAACGAUCGCUACAAGGCCACCAGUGACACCAUCGCACAUCACGUGGAGCAGAUAGACGCCGCUAUACUGAAAUCACAGCAGUUUGAACAAGCAGCUGACACUGAGCUAGCCUGGCUUACUGAAGCAGAGAGGAAGAUGUUGUCACUGGGAGAGAUCAGGCUGGAACAGGACCAGACCACUGUCCAGCUCCAGUCCCAGAAGAGUUUCUCUAUGGACAUCAUGAGACACAAGGAUGCCGUGGAUGGAGUUGUGAAAACAGGCCAGGCCAUCAUGAACAGCAAGGAUGAGGAGGAAAAGCAAGCCUUGAAGGCCAAGAUCCAGGCCCUCCUGGAGAAGUAUGCUGCUGUCAGUCAGCUGAACUCGGAGCGCUGCCUGCAGCUGGAGCGAGCCCAGUCUCUGGCCAGCCAGUUCUGGGAGACUUACGAGGAGCUGUGGCCCUGGCUCCAGGAGACCCGCACCAGUUUCAGCCAGCUCCCACUGGCGUCCAUCGAGUACGAAGCUCUCCGACAGCAGCAGGAGGAGCUCAGGCAAAUGCGAGAGCUGAUUGCUGAGCACAAGCCCUACAUCGACAAGAUGAACAAGACAGGUCCCCAGCUACUGGAGCUGAGUCCUGUGGCGGGGGUCGCUAUCAGGGAGAAGUACACAGCCACAGACCUGCUGUACGCACAGCUCAAGGCUGACGUCAAACAGAGGGCCUUUACUCUGGAUGAGGCCAUCUCCAAAUCCACACAGUUCCAUGACAAGAUCGAGCCCAUGCUGGAGUCCCUGGAGCGGAUCGCUGAGCGCCUGCGUCAGCCUCCCUCCAUUUCUGUGGAGGUGGAGAAGAUCAGGGAGCAGAUCACAGAGAACAAGGUUGUGUCAGCGGACCUGGAGAAACUGCAGCCGUCCUACGACACGCUCAAGCAGCGUGGCGAAGAGAUGAUUGCUCGCUCAGCGGGAGCUGACAAGGACAUAUCUGCUAAAGCUGUGCAAGACAAGCUGGAUCGGAUGGUGUUCACCUGGAAUGAGAUCCAUGCCCUGAUGGAGGAGAGGGAGGCCAAGCUGCUGGAUGUAAUGGACCUGGCAGACAAGUUCUGGUGUGACCACUGUGCCCUCAUCGUUACCAUCAAGGACACCCAGGACCUGCUCAGGGAGCUGGAGGAGCCUGGAGUCGACCCUUCUGUGGUGAAACAGCAGCAGGAGUAUCUGGAGAGCUUCAAGGAGGAGAUUGACGGCCUCCAGGAGGAGCUUGAUGUGGUGCGGAACCUGGGGGCGGAGCUUAUGGCUGCUUGUGGUGAACCAGAUAAGCCAGUCAUAAAGAAGAGUAUUGAUGAGGUGAACUUGGCGUGGGAGACUCUGAACAAGGCAUGGAAGGAGAGAGUGGACAGACUGGAUGAGGCCAUGCAAGCUGCUGUACAGUUCCAGGAUGGCCUGCAGGGUAUGUUUGACUGGGUGGACAUUGUGGAGCACAAACUGGGUUCUAUGUCACCUGUGGGCACAGACCUGGACACUGUCAAGCAACAGAUAGAAGAACUCAAGGAGUUCAAAGGUGAGGCGUAUCAGCUGCAGAUGGAGAUGGAGCGACUGAACCACCAGGCGGGCCUGCUGCUGAAGAAGGUGACGGAGGAGUACGACCGUUGUGCCAUCCAGGAGCCCAUGACCGAGCUCAAAAUGCUCUGGGACAACCUGGAUGAAAAGAUCAUCAACAGACAGCACAAACUGGAAGGAGCGCUGUUGGCUCUGGGGCAGUUCCAGCAUGCGCUGGACGAGCUUCUGGCCUGGAUGAGCAACACUGAAGAGCUGCUCAACGAACAGAGGAAGGCUGUAGGAGACCCCAAGGCCAUUGAGAUCAAGCUCGCCAAGCACCACGUCCUCCAGAAUGAUGUGUUGGCCCAUAAGACGACAGUGGAGGCAGUCAACAAGGCCGGUACUGACCUGGUGGAGUCCACUUCUGGAGAGGAAGCCGCUGGCCUGCAGAACAAACUGGAGAACCUCACCCAGCGCUGGAAGAACAUCCUGGAGAAGACAGAGCAGAGGAGGCAGCAACUGGACAGUGCUCUGCUUCAGGCCCAAGGUUUCCAUGGCGAGAUCGAAGACAUGCAGCAAUGGCUGAAAGACACAGAGCGUCAGCUGUUAGCAUCAAAGGCUGUGGGAGGCUUACCAGACACGGCCCGCGAGCAGCUUAAUGCCCAUCUGGAGUUAUGUUCCACAAUGGAGGCCAAGGAGGAGCUGUACCAGCAGCUGAUGAACAAAGGUCAGCAGCUGCUCACCAUGACCCCCUCCGGCCAGGACAGCAACACAGAGCAGGACCUCCGUAACCUACAGGACAAAUGGGAGUCUGUGCAGGCCAAGGUGGCUGAGAGAAAGGUGAAACUGGAGGAGGCUUUGGCUCUGGCCAUACAGUUCCAUAACUCUCUCCAGGACUUCAUCAACUGGUUGACCCAAGCUGAACAGACUCUCACUAUGUCCUCUCCUGCCUCCCUCAUCCUGGAAACCAUCCUGUUUCAGAUAGAUGAGCACAAGGUGUUUGUGACAGAGGUAAACUCCCACAGGCAGCAGAUCAUUGAGCUGGAUAAGACAGGGACACACCUGAAGUACUUCAGCCAGAAGCAGGAUGUGGUGCUGAUCAAGAACCUGCUGAUAAGUGUACAGGGUCGCUGGGAGAAGGUGGUGCAGAGGUCUGUGGAGAGGGGCCGUCUGCUGGACGACACCAGGAAGAGGGCCAAACAGUUCCACGAAACCUGGAACAAGCUGACAGAAUGGUUGGACGAUUCGGAGAAGGCUUUGGACUCUGAGCUGGAAAUCGCCAACGAUCCUGACAAGAUCAAGACGCAGCUGGCCCAGCACAAGGAGUUCCAGAAGGUGCUGGGGAGCAAGCACUCAGUGUAUGACACCACCAGUCGUACCGGACGUGCCCUGAAGGAUAAGACGUCACUGCAGGACGAUAACCAGAAGCUGGACGACAUGCUGAGUGAACUGAGGGACAAGUGGGACACUGUCUGUGGCAAGUCAGUCGAGAGGCAGAACAAACUGGAAGAGGCGUUGCUGUUCUCUGGUCAGUUUACUGAUGCCCUGCAGGCCCUGAUUGACUGGCUGUACAGAGUGGAGCCUCAGCUGGCCGAGGACCAGCCAGUACAUGGAGAUAUAGACCUUGUGCUCAAUCUCAUCGACAGUCACAAGGUGUUCCAGAAGGAGCUGGGUAAGCGGACAGGGAGCGUUGCGGCCCUGAAGCGUUCGGCUAAGGACCUGAUUGAGAGCAGCCAUGAAGACUCCUCCUGGGUCAAAGCUCAGAUGCAGGAGCUGAGCGCUCGCUGGGAGACAGUUUGCGCUCGCUCAGUAUCUAAACAGACCCGGCUGGAGCAGGCACUGAGUCAGGCUGAGGAGUUCCACUCUACAGUCCAUAUGCUGCUGGAGUGGCUGGCCGAGGCCGAGCAGAGCCUGCGUUUCCAUGGCACCCUGCCCGACGACGAGGAGGCCCUCGGGGCUCUUAUCGAGCAGCACAAGGAGUUCAUGAAGAAACAGGAGGAGAAGAGAGUGGGCCUGAACAAAGCCACCAGUAUGGGGGAGGCUAUCUUGACCAUCUGCCACCCAGACUCUAUCACCACCAUCAAACACUGGAACACCAUCAUUAAAGCCCGCUUCGAGGAGGUCCAGGCGUGGGCGCGGCAGCACCAGCAGCGCCUGGCCAUGGCCCUCAGUGAUCUGCUGGCCACUAAGGAGCUGCUGGAGGGUCUUUUGGGCUGGCUGCAGUGGGCUGAGACCACACUCAAUGACAAGGACAAGGAGGUCCUGCCUCAAGAGAUAGACGAGGUCAAAGCCCUCAUCGCUGAACACCAGACAUUCAUGGAGGAAAUGACCAGGAAGCAACCAGAUGUUGACAAGAUCACCAAGACACACAAGAGAAAGGCUGUGGUCGGGAGCGAGCCUGCCAGCCAGUCCCAUAUCCCUGUCCUGGAGAAAGGAAGAGGAAAGCGUUCUCCCACACAAGCCAUGUACCCAUCUUCACAGCCUCUCAUAGAGACCAAGAACCCCAGGGUUAACCUAUUGGUCAGCAAGUGGCAGCAGGUGUGGCUACUGGCCCUGGACAGGAGGAGGAAACUCAAUGAUGCCAUGGACAGACUUGAGGAGCUGAAGGAAUUUGCCAACUUUGACUUUGAUGUGUGGCGGAAGCGCUACAUGCGAUGGAUGAACCAUAAGAAGUCGCGUGUCAUGGACUUUUUCAGACGCAUUGACAAGGAUCAGGAUGGAAAGGUCACCAGACAGGAAUUCAUAGAGGGUAUCCUCUCCUCCAAAUUCCCCACCAGUCGGCUGGAGAUGAGUGCGGUGGCAGACAUAUUUGACCGGGAUGGUGACGGCUAUAUUGACUACUAUGAGUUUGUGGCUGCCCUUCACCCCAACAAAGAGGCAUACAAACCCCUCACAGAUGCAGACAAAAUUGAAGAUGAGGUUACACGCCAAGUGGCAAAAUGCAAGUGUCCUAAACGAUUCCAAGUUGAGCAAAUUGGUGCCAACAAAUACAGGUUCUACCUUGGAAAUCAGUUUGGUCUGGUUCACUGCUUACAUGACGAUGAGAUUAUAACAAGCAGGGACAGUCCAAAUCUAACACCCCACCUACACGUUGCGGUUUUGGAAAGCUGUAUUCUGUUUGGAGACUCCCAGCAGCUGCGUCUGGUACGGAUCCUACGGAGUACUGUGAUGGUGCGCGUGGGUGGAGGUUGGAUGGCUCUGGAUGAGUUCCUGGUAAAAAACGAUCCGUGUCGAGUUCAUCACCACGGGAGUAAAAUGUUGCGCUCGGAAUCAAACUCUUCAAUUACUCAGUCUCCUAUAGGUUGGCAACAAAUCUCACACUUUCUCACCUUGCUCCAUGAACCCCCCAGUGCCAAAGGAAGGACAAACAUGGAGCUGCGAGAAAAGUUCAUUCUCCCAGAAGGCACCACUCAGGUGAUGGCCAGUUUCCGGUAUAGAGGUCGUAGGUCGCGGCCGUCGUCACGUGCUGCCUCUCCCAACCGGUCAAACUCUAACCAUAGCUGUCCGGCCCAGCAUAAUAACACAGCCUUGACCAGCACACCCAAGACUCCCCAACACAUAACCCGCAAUUAUGAUAAGCCCUGGCUGACAAACAGCAAACCCUCCAGUCCUCUAAAAUCAUCAGACUCCUUUGAGAGCCAAGGUUCAUCCUCUGAGAGCAUCCCAAUACAGGGAAGCAAACUGCGUCUCCCUGGAUACUUGUCAGGAAAAGGGUUCCAGUCGGGAGAAGAGCAGGGAACCCUGAUCAAUGCUGCUGUGAUGAAAGCACGGGGGCAGGCAAUAGGCUUUGAAUCAAGAAGACCCGGCAGCCGACCUGGAAGUAAAGCAGGUAGCCGAGGCAGCAGCCGGAGGGGAAGCGAUGCUUCAGACUUCGACAUCUCCGAUAUCGCAUCGGUGUGCUCCGAAACGUCGGAGAUGGUGGGUGACACCAGUCGGGGCACACCCCGCUCAUCGUCACGUCAACACGGAGGCAAGCCCUCCAAAAUCCCCACUCCUCAGAGGAGGUCGACCCCCAGCAAACUGGCCAAGGCCUCCAAGAGAUAGUCAUUGGCCUUGAGUCAACUACGGGAGCCCCGUUGGCCCAAAGUGGCCCUCCUGGUUCCACAAGACGUAUGGAGACUGGAGACACAUGAACUGACACUAGAGACUGGUGUAUGUGUUAAUUAUUUAAAGUGUUGCGAAGAUGUUAAAUAUUCUGUUGAGAGAAAAAAUGGUUUAAUAUUAAGUGAGAAUGGAAUGUCAAUGGCCUUGUGUAUUUGUCUUAAUGUAUUUUAUUUUCUGUGAAUAAUGUCAAAUUAUUAUGAUCAUUUUAUUUUAUUGACGCUAAACCUGAAGAGGAACAAAAAACUGAAAGAAAAAAAACAUGGAAAAGACUACAUUGUAUGGUCGUUCUAACACUUUUACACACUAAUGAAUGGUAACGCACAGCAUUGUGCUCUGAGAGAGUUACUGAAUGUACUGUAAUUUCUGUAUGCUGACAUGCGUGUGACAGACGGUGCAUCACGCUACUGUGGGACACCAAUGAUCUAUUAUCUAUUUAAAGUGCAAUGAUGUACUGCCAAAAUAUGCAUUUAAAGGGCAAUACAAUAUACAUGUAGCCUACCACAUAGUAAAUACUGCAAAUAAUGAUGUUCUGACAGAGAAGACCGUUGAAGGCAAGUUCACGCAGAAACCCCUCAAUAUCCAGGCUUUAAAAUACUUAAACUUUCCUUAGUACCUGCAGGUAAUACUGUUUUGCUUGGUCAACUUACAGCGAUGUGUGCCAUUUUACCUUGAAGAGGGGCCUCCCGGGGCCCUGAGUAGACAUUAUUUAGUGCAUCAUCAUGUCAGUGUAUGGUUCAUUUUGCUGGAGUGGAAAGGAUUACUGUAACCUUUUUGUAAUAAAUGUGCUUGCAAUAAGCUGCCAUGGGAUAAUGA